UUCCGGCGCCAGGUUGAGUGGAGAGCAGCGGCAGCAAUGGCAGACGAGAAACCCAAGGAAGGCGUGAAGACUGAAAAUAAUGAACACAUAAACCUGAAAGUGGCAGGACAGGAUGGCUCUGUGGUCCAGUUUAAAAUCAAGAGGCACACCCCGCUCAGCAAACUGAUGAAGGCGUACUGUGAAAGACAGGGACUUACAAUGAGGCAGAUCCGCUUCCGGUUUGAUGGACAGCCUAUCAAUGAGACAGACACACCUGCUCAGUUGGAAAUGGAAGAUGAAGACACGAUUGACGUAUUUCAGCAGCAGACGGGCGGCGUAAUGUAAAGCAGAGGCUACCUCUCCUCCUCCAUCCCAGCGUCCCUCCACCUCCUGCGUUCCUGCGUGUGCUCACAAGCUAACCACCAUGCUAAAACCGCACGGACUGACAUGCCCAGUUUCAGAUACAGAUGGACAAUGUUUUACCCUCAUCUCUCUCUCUUUCUCACGCUUCCUCUCUCUCUUUAGUUCUAUUAUAUAAACAAGUCAUGCAUUUCAGAGCUACGUGGACCUACGACCAAGAAAUCCUACAACGCUGUCGAUCCAGGUGUUCUGUGUUUGUUUUUCAGGUAGUAUGAAUGGAUGCUCAAAGCUAAAUCACCUUUUGUCUUUUUUUUUGUUUUAUUUUACUCAAAAAGGUUGGCUUUUAUAUAUCUUUUAUAUAUGUUGUAGUUCUCUUUUGUACCCAGUCAAUUUUAUUCAGUCACAUUUACAAUGUGGAGUGUCAAUGGAGUAGUUUUGUGUUUAGAAUAAAACGACUGUAUAAAAUUGCCCAAACGCGGUUGGACUCUUACAUUCUGAGAUUACAUCUCAUCACACUAGAGCCACUAUAUUAUGAGAUGAGGAAAUAAAUGAGGCUGGUUUUCAAAACGA
Molecule: messenger RNA, 909 nt
Organism: Colossoma macropomum (tambaqui)
Lineage: Eukaryota; Metazoa; Chordata; Actinopteri; Characiformes; Serrasalmidae
Gene: sumo2a
Product: small ubiquitin like modifier 2a
Exons: 4
Coding region: 37-324 (95 amino acids)
Biological process (GO): protein sumoylation
Cellular component (GO): nucleus
Molecular function (GO): protein tag activity; ubiquitin-like protein ligase binding
Source: RefSeq, a predicted model, not a curated record